GCACGUACCAUGAAAGAUGACCUGUGUAUAAUUGAUCAACUGAUUAUAUCUAUUAUCUCUUCAUUCACAGUUAAGUUAUUAUUCACUAUUAGAGUACGUAGUCAUCCCCUGCACUAGGUAUCGAUGCUUGGAGGUUUUCAGCUACUCAAAUAAUCGCUAUCCUUGCUCGUACAAGGCGCAAAGAUGUUAUGUACUAUAACAGGUGUAUUGCAAAGUCGCUUUUUGUCGUCUUAUUGCCAUAACACUUACUGGUAAUAGAUUCCCGUUAUCUCCCUGUGUCAGAUACCAUUGUGUCGGUGAAUCCAAAUCACGACAUCCGCUGCAUUGAAAAAAAUAACCAAAAGACCCCGCGGAGAUUGCAUUGAAGUGCGAAAUAGAAUUGGAUUCGGCGUCCGCAAGACUGUUAUUUUUGUUUGUUUGCCCCAGUGAUUUUUUCGUCUUUAGGUUUUUAACUGUUCUCUUUUUUUUUAUACCAAAUCCAUACUGUCCUAUUGUGAGCAGCAGGUUGUUCAGGCUAUUUGCAUCUUCAAUAUCUCUUGGUAAAAUAAACAACAAAAUGGAUUGUCGAAUUUGUGACACGAUUAAACUGCCAAUAAAAUAUUCAAUUGGCACGAAUGCUAUAAUCGGUCACAAAUCGAAUAAGAAAAUUGAUCAAGAAAGAAAAUUGUUAUGUAGUCGAUCGGAAAAAUUCAAUCAUGGCCUUGACUAGGGAAAUAAUUGAUGACAAUGUUAAUUUGUUGCUAUUCGCGCCCUAAUGCCCUUCUCAUAAUUUCAUAUUUCAGUUUCUCUUGUAUUAUUAGCAUCGUUGAGCUAUAAUAGCAAGUGUGUAAUUUAGAGGAGCAUAUCACAAUUCAUCUGGUCCUCACCUAAAAGUUCUUAUGAAAAUUCUUACUUGGUCAAUAUUAAUUUUUCAGGGUGAUUUGAAAGUUUAGACUACGAUUCUACCACCGCAAAUUCACCGUAAUUCACAUUUUUUUGCGUAGACGAAAAAGUGCGAAAAUUUAUUACUCCACAUCAAAGAAAAAGCACAGCGGAAGUUCUUUACACCAUAUCAUCUGAUGGUUUCUAGCGCUUGACAUGCUUCUCGGUAAGCUAAACGCGCUUAACUCCUUGUGUUCAUCAAUGCUGAUUCUCCUGUCGGUUGCGCUGUGCUGUUUCCCUAUUGCUGACGUUUUGGGGUUCACUAAUGAAAAGGUCUUGAGAAAAGCGAGAUGUUACGCUAACUGUCUGGACCAGGUGCCGCUGAAUGGCACUGAUUGCUCUGGACAAGAAUGUAUGGAAUGUCGCUCUCCUUGUGACAACCCUUUUACAUCACUGGAUAACUGCAUUCAGGGCUGCUCCAAUUCCAGUUCUUGCAUCUUGAGCUGUCGCUUCCUGGACACCAUGUCAAACUGGUCAAGCAUUAUAACAGGGAACGGCGCUUCCAUUUCUCCAUCUGGGUCAGCGGUCGCAAAUAUAAGCAUGUCAAACGCUACUCUUUUGAUAUUGUCAUGGCAACGGCCUGUCAAUAUGACUCGGAGUAGGCCUGUGUAUCUACUCAAGAAGAAAUACAAAAGGAAUAGUGUCACUCGAGAAGUCGAACUGGAACAUAUAUUCACGCAAGCCGAGUCUUCAGUCCCCCUCCAAGAUGUCUGCAAUGGUGUUCCCCGCCUGACAAAUAUGGACACGAUCUCAGACUGCACAUUCACGUUCGUGGUAGUGACACUCACCGCUAAUAGUUCAUUAGCGGAUGCCCCACCUUCUGCAGAUGUUGUUAUGCCAAAGAUUCCGCCAUUAGAGUCAGCGUCUGUAGUGUCCUUCUCGUACGACGAAAGCCACAUUGGAGAUAAAUUGGAGGUCACGAUAAAUGUCACGCCACCCUCAGUCUAUUCUUCUUUCAUCACCGGAUACGCGUUCACAUGGCAGGGACCAGCGGGCACAACACCAAGAAUUUUCGUGGAGAACACGCCCUCGACGAACAUAAGCUUUCAUAUCUAUGAGAAAUUAAAGAACAGCGAGCACACUCUUAGUAUACACUCCAUGUCCAAUUGCGCAAUCAGCGAAGUGAAAAAAUACAAGUACAUCUAUCAAGGUUGCCGUUUUGUGAAUAACUUUGAGCAGAGUCUUUGCUAUACAUUCGAUCCACCGCCUACAAAUGCCAGUGAGAGGGCUGUGGUCAACCUGACGAUAUCACCGUUCAUAGCAUCCUCUGAUUACACCUUCUCCACCCGAGUCACGUGGUCUGCCCCGCCCUACCCGUACGCUAAUGUUACAAGUUAUGAAGUCAAGUAUGGAGACAAGGACAAUGUGCAAUGGGGCUUCUGGUUUCCUUUUUUUAAUAAUGACAUAACUGAAACAGAAAUCACAAUAGCCAACAUCAAGCCUGACAAGACCGUGAUAAAAGUCCAGGUUACUCCGAAUCUACAAUACUUGAUUGGCGGAACUCGAAUAGAAAGGCUCAUUAACUCUCCAGGACUACCCGACCAGGAGCUGUUAAUCCGUUACAUGACUUUAGGGGAGUUCAGGUAUCUUCCAAGCCAAUCCUUUAGCGUGAAUGUCACGUGGGAGGCACCGGUGUUUAACUACAGCACUUUAGAUAACUACACAGUAAAAUAUAAAAAGGACAGUGACGGAGAAGUGACGUUCGUUACGAAUACACCCAGCGCCGAGCUUACCGAACUGGAACACAAAGAACCAUUUACGGUUGAGGUGAAGGCUGUCUACAAACAUAACUGGAUUAAAACCAAUUUUGUGACAGAGAGUUUCACAGCUCCGGCACCAAGCAACGCAGACUUUCUUGUCCGGGGGUUAACUUUGUCGACAUUCGAAGAAGACACAUCCAUCAACGAAUACAGUGUCGUGGCAUCCUGGUCUCCUGGCAACCUACCAACCCUUGGUUACUCCAUAUCAUAUAGCCUGUCAGGGUAUCCUAGCAACACAGUUGACUGUCCUCCACCAAGUGGAGUUAAUAGAACACGCUGUAAAUCUGUUGCCACGAACUCCACGUCAUACUCUCUUUCAGGGAUCCUACCUAGCGAACACGUGACCAUCACCAUAACACCAAUUUUUGUUAACGAAACGUACUUCAAUGGAAAACCAAGUACAAUACGAUCUGAUGCGCCUGCCCCGGAGAGAUACGUGGUGCGCGUACGGAACUUGCGCUAUCUUGGCAACCCGAAGCACGUUGCCGUUGCUGCAAAGGAAAAUAAAACCUUAACAAACGCUACAAAUGAUCCAAGCACUAGUAAUGAAACCCUAGCAAUAAAUCAGACCAACGUGAAUGCAACUAAAGACGAAAACAGCACUGAUAUCUCAGCCAGCAUUUUCGCCUGGGAGCCGCCUUCUUUUCGCCACAGCGCUGCGAGCGCAUACAUCAUCAGAUACGAGAUAAGUUCUGCUAACUCAGGAAAACGCAGCAUCGCUACAGUUCCAGACAAAAGUUCUACUGUCUACGAAAACCGAACGGCUUUUUUAAAUUUCACUGCACCUCAGCUAGAAAUUGGACAGCAAAUCACAUUCGAGGUAACGCCAGUUUUUGAAGCCAGCAUCAUCAUCGGGGACAGAGCAGAAUUAACUAUUUCCAAUCCAAUUGUUCCCUCGAGCAAGUCCGACCACGGUGGCCUAAGUACCUCGGAAAUCGCGUUGCUUUGUACAGGAGUGCUUAUUCUGCUUGCACUCCUAAUUCUCCCGGUACUGUGGUAUGUGCAUAGACGGCGAGAGAUGAUAAGAAAAGGCUUGAGACCAGGCGCAAAUGGGAUGAUGAUUGAUCAGUGGGAGGUACCGUACGAAAAAGUUCUUCUUGAUGAUGAGCUCGGAGAAGGAGCUUUUGGUAAGGUGUUCAAGGGAACGCUGGUUGAGCUACCAGAGCAAUCCUCUAAAUACUCAAUAGCCAAAAGCAUGAGACGCAAAAGCACCAAGUCCCUGAAGCCUGACGACGGGUUUGUGGUGGCCAUCAAGAUGUUACACGAUAUGGCGGAUGAAGACCAGAGGAGCGAGUUCUUGAAGGAAAUUCAGCUGAUGAAAGACGUGGGAUCUCACCGCAACAUCGUCAACAUGCUGGGCUGUUGCACACUGACGGAGCCCAUGUUUCUCAUUGUGGAGUACCUGCCGUACGGAGACCUUCUGCACUACUUGAGAAAGAGAAGGGGAAAGGUCAAAGAGUAUCCUGAAGACGAUCCCCGCGGUCCACUCCAUUCCAAGUAUUGCGACAUGUUUUUCAACAAAAACAAUCCAGAUGGAGCCCAGACAGCAAGUAAUGCACGAGUCUACGUCAACACACCCAUGGAUGCGAACACCAAGAAAGACAAUAGCGGCAUCGAGUUAGUAUCCCUAUACACCGGGGAUAAACCUCAAAGCGAACGGGGGGCAGCUGAGAACGACGGGAUAGAAGACGAAGAGGAGGAUGACGGGAUUUCAUCCGGGGAUCUGAUGGCUUUUGCCUGGCAAGUCGCGCAAGGAAUGGAAUAUCUCGCAAGGCGUGGCUUUGUCCACCGUGAUCUGGCGGCUCGUAAUGUGCUUGUUGGUGAUAACAAAGUGGCCAAGGUGGCGGAUUUCGGUCUGACUCGUCACAUGUACGAGGAUCUGUACCAGGGCAAGACGAGCAGGAAGCUGCCACUCAAAUGGAUGAGCAUCGAGGCCAUCUUUGAUCAGGCUUUCACCUCACAGAGUGAUGUAUGGGCUUAUGGUGUUUUCUUGUGGGAGCUGGUGACGCUAGGCGGGACACCUUACCCGACCAUUGGCAACCGCGAGCUGCUUAAGCUACUGAAGGAAGGCUACCGCAUGGAAAAACCGGACAUGUGCAACGAUGACCUGUAUACAAUCAUGUUAUCCUGUUGGAAAGAUAAGCCGGAGGACAGGCCGACCUUUGAGAAUCUUCGCUCGACCCUCGAGGACCUGAUGAUGCGAGACAACCCGUACUUCGACCCGAGCGCCGUGGACGAAUCACGUGACUACUACAAUGUCCCAUCAUUCAAUAGUGCCCCUGAACCUGACGAAUCAGAUGACGUCAUGGGUGACUUAGUCGUUGCGGAUUCCAACGAAUAUAAAAUCCAGCCACCCGAAUAUUCUCCGAGCCAUUCCGAUCCCAUGGCGGGAUCCCGUUCGGGUGUCGAGAAUAUCGGUUGUGCCGCGAGUGAUGAUGUGCUGCUCGAGGAAGCGAAAACAGAAAAAGACGCACUUGGCUCAGACAAUCCAAACGAUGAGCUGGCUCGUGACCAGAUUUUACCCAGCAACGGUAAUAACGGUAUGGGUGGUCACAGUCAAUGGCCGCCAAAAGGCAUCGCUAAUGAUCGUAAAAGCCUGAAAUAUGCUCAACUGGACUUUGAAGAGAUGGAGUCGCGAAUUUAUCGACACCGAAACCAAGGACCGGUCUUGUAAAAAAAGUGCAUAUACAAAAAAAUGUUUACCCGACAUACAAACCUCAACGAUCCAAUCGCCAUCCUUUUGCGUCCAUCUCCCAAUAAUGCUGUGGGGAGUGGUUCCUUUCUCGGGAUGCAGACUGCGUCUUAUCUAUUCAUGCGAUCAGAUGGUCCGUCAUGACUAUAGUACCAACUCCAUAGGGACUGUGAAGGCGUUCUUUAUACUGUACAACCUCCAUAAAGCUGAUACCAUGGAGACAGUGAAUGCGUUCUUUGUACUGUACAACCUCCAUAAAGCUUACCAUGGAGACUGUAAAGGCGUUCUUUUGACAGUACAACCUCCAUAAAGCUGAUACCAUGGAGACAGUGAAUGCGUUCUUUGUACUUUACAACCUCCAUAAAGCUUAACCAUGGAGACAGUGAAUGCGUUCUUUGUACUGUACAACCUCCAUAAAGCUUAACCAUGGAGACUGUGAAGGCGUUCUUUAUACAGUACAACCUCUAUAAAGCUGAUACCAUGGAGACAGUGAAUGCGUUCUUUAUACAGUACAACCUCUAUAAAGCUGAUACCAUGGAGACAGUGAAUGCGUUCUUUUUACUGUACAACCUCCAUAAAGCAGAUACCAUAGAGACUGUAAAUGCGUUCUUUAUACAGUAUAACCUCCAUAAAGCUAAUACCAUGGAGACAGUGAAUGCGUUCUUUAUACUGUACAACCUCCAUAAAGCUGAUACCAUAGAGACUGUAAAUACGUUCUUUGUACUGUACAACCUCCAUAAAGCUGUACCAUAGGGACUGUAAAUGCGUUCUUUAUAUAGUACAACCUCAAUAAAGCUGAUACCAUGGAGACAGUGAAUGCGUUCUUUGUACUGUACAACCUCCAUAAAGCUGAUACCAUGGAGACUGUGAAUGCGUUCUUUGUACUGUACAACCUCCAUAAAGCUGAUACCAUGGAGACAGUGAAUGCGUUCUUUGUACUGUACAACCUCCAUAAAGCUGAUACCAUGGAGACAGUGAAUGCGUUCUUUGUACUGUACAACCUCCAUAAAGCUUAACCAUGGAGACAGUGAAGGCGUUCUUUGUACUGUACAACCUCCAUAAAGCUUAACCAUGGAGACAGUGAAGGCGUUCUUUGUACUGUACAACCUCCAUAAAGCUGAUACCAUAGAGACUGUAAAUGCGUUAUCUAUACAGUACAACCUCUAUAAAGCUGAUACCAUGGAGACUGUGAAUAAGUUAUUUUUACAGUACAAUCUCCAUAAAGCUGAUACCAUAGACUGUGAACGCCUUAUUUAUACAGUACAACCUCUAUAACAAGUGCAUCAAUCUCCUAAUGGUAGCUUCACGUCAUUCAUUGAUCAAGUAAAACCUUAUUAUUUCCAUUCUCGUAGAUAAUGUACAGAAAAAAUAGGAUUAUGUUCACAAAGAAUAGCUAAAAUCCUAUAUGGAAGAAAUAUAUAUGUCUAUAACUGGCAAUGAUACGGCGCACAACCAUAAAAAACAUUUAUUCAAAUAUAUACUUAAAAAGUAUAUAUCGUCCUCCUUAUUUCAUUGAGUAUCAAGACAUAGCCUGUCAUGUUGUAUCAUAUUAGUCUGUCCGCUUGAUAUUUCAUAAAACAUUGAAGCUUAUAGCUCACAAUCAUUGCCUCAUUGCCUCAUUGUAUAAAUGAGAAAAUCAAUUAAACAAAUCAAGGACACUGUA
This is a messenger RNA of Nematostella vectensis (starlet sea anemone), 7036 nucleotides long. RefSeq lists its product as uncharacterized. Gene Ontology annotation, biological process: multicellular organism development; protein phosphorylation; cell surface receptor protein tyrosine kinase signaling pathway. The record is from RefSeq and is a predicted model, not a curated record. Bases 1078 to 5355 code for a protein of 1425 amino acids. The transcript has 31 exons. Lineage: Eukaryota; Metazoa; Cnidaria; Anthozoa; Actiniaria; Edwardsiidae. Gene Ontology annotation, cellular component: signaling receptor complex. Gene Ontology annotation, molecular function: transmembrane receptor protein tyrosine kinase activity; ATP binding; protein binding.